AUGUCCAGAGAACAGAAGUCUGCCUCGCUACUCAUCUUCCCAUGCUCCAACCUCCGGAAGACGUCAAAAAGUGCUCCGCUGAGCAGUCUCCAGGCAGUUGAAGAUCAGCUAAAGAUAUGUGGCCACCAGAGGGAUGCUGAUGUCUUUGAGCUGUUCCUCUCUAAAAAGGACCUGACUGAGGUUAUUGAUCUUUCUAGAUUUAAAAAUUUAAAAUAUUUAUGGCUCCAUCAUAAUAAGCUACAGGGGAUAGCAUUUUUAACUAGAAACUAUUGUCUGACAGAACUGUAUCUUAACAACAAUGCAAUAUUUGAGAUAGAAGGCCUGCAUAAUCUGCCUUCUUUGCAUAUUCUUAUGUUGCACCAUAACGAGCUAACCAGCAUCGAUGCUACAGUGAAGGAGCUGAAGGGGAUGCAGAAUCUGAAGACCCUAAGUCUGUACCAAAACCCUUUAUCCCAAUAUAACUUAUACCGUUUGUAUAUAAUCUACCACCUUCCAGGAGUGGAGCUACUUGACCGGAAGCAAGUUACAGAGAAAGAGAGAAGAUCCAUGAUUACCAUUUUUGACCAUAAAAAAACUCAUAUCAUUCAAUCAAUAGCAUUUGGAGGAAGAGUGGAUGCCUCUUGGAACCCCAAGUUACCAAUAAGGCAAAAACGAGUUCAAAGACUUCCCUCAGAUUUCGAAUUUGGGGAUAAUGUUGACAAGACAGUGUUUGAUGACCCUGAAGAUGCUGUGUUUGCAAGAUCCAUGAAGAGGUCAUUGAUGGCCAUUACCUCUAUGAACUGGGACACCGUUCCAACACGAAAGGAAAAGUAUGAAGAGGAGAAGAUGGUGAAGUUUCCCCAAAUGGUCAUGAUAUCCCUGAGAUAA
Messenger RNA from Onychomys torridus (southern grasshopper mouse), 867 nucleotides. RefSeq names its product leucine rich repeat containing 72 (gene Lrrc72). The record is from RefSeq and is a predicted model, not a curated record. NCBI's taxonomy places the organism in Eukaryota, Metazoa, Chordata, Mammalia, Rodentia, Cricetidae. Gene Ontology annotation, molecular function: protein binding. The coding region runs from base 1 to 867 and encodes 288 amino acids. The transcript has 9 exons.